Molecule: messenger RNA, 2516 nt
Organism: Oryctolagus cuniculus (rabbit)
Lineage: Eukaryota; Metazoa; Chordata; Mammalia; Lagomorpha; Leporidae
Gene: ZFAND2B
Product: zinc finger AN1-type containing 2B
Biological process (GO): proteasome-mediated ubiquitin-dependent protein catabolic process; protein targeting to ER
Cellular component (GO): endoplasmic reticulum; cytoplasm
Molecular function (GO): zinc ion binding
Source: RefSeq, a predicted model, not a curated record
UGGGACGAACCUGCUUGAGGAACCAGGAGACAGGCUUUAGAGUUGUGACUGUGUAAGAAGCAGACACAGAGGGAACAAGAGCCAAGAGUUGGAGAUGGACGGAGAGACAGAAAGAGGGGGAGAAGGGUUCCUCAUCUCCAGCUGUGGCCUGGCUUCCCUCUCCAUUCUGGAGGACACUGUUCAACUCCGAGCUCAUUUCACCUGGUUACUCGUCCCCAUCGGCAGACUCACGGGGAGACGGAGCGUGACCAACCCUGGGCAGAAGGGACCUCAGACAUACGAGAGGUAAAAUGUGCUGAGCCUAGAAGGCCUCAACCCAGAGCUACUUAGGGUAAAGCAGGAGGACUCUCACUCCUAAUCCAAGAAACACUAAGCACUGAGAAUAUUCUAGAUUUUUUUAAUUCAAAGUAUGGCAUAUGCGCAACUUGUCUGGAUUCCCUCAGGUGCUUUUACUGUAUGAGGAGCCCAAGAGCCCCGGAAUCUGCAUUUUAAGUUGAGCCCGUAGGUAAUCUGAAUUCGCACUGGAGUCUGAGAACCACACUGCUCAAGGCACUGCCGGGAUCCAACAGAGCAAGGUGGAUGCGUGGAUGCUGUCCCGGCAUUCCAAGGGUAUUCAUGCAUGUGUAUGUGCGCACGUGCCUGUCAGCAGACUACUAUAAUGAGGUUAAUAUGCGUGCUGGAAUAGCCACAGGGAGGUCGCCUAGCAGGUGCACCUCGUCCAGACAGGAGAUUCGGGAAGUCUCACAGGAAGCGCCUCAAAGCUGAAAUCUGGAGGCACCUGCACUGCAGAGAAACAUGGGGAGUUGUCAGCCCGUAGACGGUAAACGCAGCUUUGGCUGUCAACGAAGAAAAAUGACCAGAAGAUGCACAGAGAGGGGAGGGGGCAGAGAGAGAAGCGGGCCAAAGACCGAAUUGUAAAAGACUCCAAACCAUCUCAUUUCCUCCGACCCUAAGAUUUCACCUGCGCUGGACUUCGUCAGCCCCUUCGCCCAUCCCUCAGGCCUCAGGGAGACCUUCCGCGGAGCUGAGCCCGCGCCUAGGACUGCGGAGCCGCCACUCCCGCCGCCUCAGCGCUGCAGCGCCCCGCCCAGCGGAGCCAGGAGGGGCGGGGCGCGGCUCCGCCGGGACCGCCCCCUGAGGGGGCCUGGAUACGGCGCAGGGCGCGCCCGCUUUGCGUGGUGACGUCAGAGCGCCCGGGCUGGCGCCGAGGGAGGAGUGGGAGCCGAGAGCCGGCAGGCGCUGAGACUCCGGCUCCUGUCCGGCCCGGCGAUGGAGUUUCCGGACCUCGGGGCUCACUGUUCCGAGCCAAGCUGUCAGCGCUUGGAUUUCCUGCCGCUCAAGUGCGAUGCCUGCUCGGGCAUCUUCUGCGCAGACCAUGUGGCCUACGCCCAGCAUCACUGUGCAUCUGCUUACCAAAAGGAUAUCCAGGUACCGGUAUGCCCACUCUGUAACGUGCCGGUGCCUGUGGCCAGAGGGGAGGCCCCCGACCGCGCCGUGGGGGAGCACAUUGACAGAGACUGUCGCUCGGAUCCGGCACAGCAGAAACGGAAGAUCUUCACCAAUAAGUGUGAGCGCCCCGGCUGCCGCCAGCGGGAGAUGAUGAAGCUGACCUGCGAGCGCUGUGGCCGAAACUUCUGCAUCAAACACCGGCACCCACUGGACCAUGACUGCUCUGCGGAGGGGCGCCCGACCAGCCGGGCAGGACUGGCCGCCAUCUCCAGGGCACAGGGCCUGGCCGCUUCUGCCAGCACCGUCCCCAGCCCGAGCCAGACCUGGCCUUCCUCUACUCCCAGCAGAGCCACAACCCAGUCUCCAUCCCGGACAGCCCCUCCAGUGGUUGCUUUGCAGAAUGGCUUGAGUGAGGAUGAGGCUCUGCAACGAGCCUUGGCAUUGUCCCUGGCAGAGACCAAACCCCAGGUCCCCAGAUGUCACUGUUCCUCGUCCCAGUUCUCAGGAGGAGGAAGACCUGGCUUUAGCACAGGCACUGUCAGCCAGUGAGGCAGAGUACCAGCGGCAGCAGUGUGCCUCCAGCCCAUGCUGAGCUCUGAACUGAGGGCUGUCCCCUCAUCUCCUUGACUUCGCACCCUGUCUUCCCUUCUUCCCCUCUCCUUGCUCCAGGCGCAGAGCCGCAGCUUGAAGCCAUCCAACUGCAGCCUGUGCUAGGGCCCUGGGCUUGGGGAGGGAGGCUCAGCUGAGGAGGACUGUGGCCCUCACAUCUCUAGGGUACACAGGGAGAGGAGGCCCCGAGCGGCCUGGAGUGCACAGAUAAGCAGGAGUGACAGAUGGCCUCCAGGGAGCACCAGGCCCGUGGAGAUAAGACUGCAGAAGGCCCUGCGAGCUCUCUGGCGGCAGGGGACAGCGGCGAGGAACCAUUCCCUGGUCGGCCCCUCCACGGGCACUGAGCAGGCCCCACUCUCGGCCCCCUUCAUGUCAUCCCCCUAACCCCGGGGCUGCCCCGCUAUGUAGUGGGCAGGGAGGGGCCUAGAAAGAAUAAAGGAUCUAAGCAGACAAUAAGA